ACUCAUGUCAGUUGACAGUUAACAUUUGGCGGGUAAAUUGUGCUGGUCAAGUCGAUGCGGUGCAGUAAUCAGAUGGUCACUACCAAUGGCUACCACACGACAACCUUUUUCUUCUCAGUCGACGAUGUAUAUUUUACUAGACUACACAGAUGAAGAAAGAAGUGAUGAAAUUGAAAUUAUAAACAAGGCACUGGAGGACACGAUUGUCAUCGCAGGCGCCGUCGUCGGGGCGACUCGCCUCCCAGGCGUGGGCGUGGGGUUGCUGGGGCCUCCCUUCGCACGGCUCCUGAAGCUCAGUUCCGUCAGGAACAACCUGCCUUCAGUGCUGUCGUCGUUGAGUCGCGUGUUCCAGGAAUUAACGCCGACAACACAGGGGACGGAAACCCACAUGGAGGUCUGUGCUGCACUGGAUGCUAUCGUAGCCGAGGCAGAGAGGUUCAGUCCUGCGCUGACUUAUCCACUCCAGUUGCUUGUUCUGACUUGGCGCCCCGUCCCUCUCAUGAUGGAGACUUUCACGUCCGCCCUCUCUCUCUCACACUCCAAAUACCUUCGGGCCGUUCAUGUUGUUGGAAUUGCGUCCGUACUACACCCUGACAUAGGAGAUGACACGCCCCCAGGCGACGCUGCUGGAGGCGUUUGGGUCACGGGUGCUACCUACACUGCUGAUCCAUACACGUUCAAUGCUCUUUUCAAGUCGUGGCUUAGCGAGAGCAAGGGAACAGAGCCGCACGUUCAACUCAUCUUUCCAUCAUCUCCAGGGGAGGAGCAAGGAGAACCACUGACCCUGCUACUUGACAUGCAGGAAAUAAUGAUUGAUCCAUUGUCGCUCCCAAGUGCUAUUGCAUCUCGACUGAUCGUUCACCAGAACCUAUAUAGAACAACAUCUUCGACACAAGGUAGCAACCUUCCCGUCGUUGAAAUGGAAGUCAUCAAGAGGGUCAACGCAUCAAGCUUUGCAACGGCUCUCAUGGGACCUCCUACGUAUCUGCUACCGACAGGCGCCACCUCACUUUCCUUCGACAAAAUAUGGGACAAUAAGCUGUACGUCGCAAAAGCGUCUCAGAAAUUAGAGGAGAAGAACGAAGCCUUACUCGCCAGGGUUGUAGCGCCACCAGAUACUGUGGCUGCCCAAGCGGUAAUUUUCCCGGCACCCCAUUGCUCAGCUCUUUCGAUGAUCCACGUGGUACCGUGUGAACUAAUGUUGGCCGAGAGACACUUGGAAGGAAGGAACAGCCAGCUCAUAGUCCCUGAAAAGGUAAUAAACGACAUCGAGCAGAAACUAUCAGAAUUGGAGGUCUCAGAACUCAGGCUAGAAGAUCAUACAACAAAUCUCAUUCCUUCUCUGGUUCAUCACUUCACUAAGUCAGCGAGGGGUGCCACAGCUCGCAUUCCACCUACAAAUAUCUCGGCUGUUAACCAUGCUCGAGGCCAACGUGGAGGAAGGGUCACACCUAUUCGCCAGGUGCAUCCAGCCCUCAUGACCCAGCCUUUACCAGCAUCCAGGAGUGCAGGACGCUAUAACAGAGCCAGUGGAAGGAUGGGUCAGAGGGCUUUAAAUGCCUUUCAAACGAGCAGAGCCAGACAAGACUGAAGAUGUAAAAUAUUUGAUUUAGUGUUCUGGAACAUCUAGGAUGUAAAUUAUCAGUUUAUCCAUACCUUAGUUUUGGACGCUUUUCUCUCUUUUUUUUGUCAUUCUCUGGGCCUUUUUUAACCUAAGGGUACCAUUUUCUCAAAAAAAUUCACAAUAAAUUAUUUUGAUUUUUAAAAUUAGAAAACUGCGUCAGGUGCUUUUGUAAAUCACAGGCAUUUGCAGACCAAGAAUUGAUGCUUUUUAUGGAAACCAUUCUGUGUGAUAACCAGGUAACCUUGUUUAUUUCAUGCUUACAGAAAAGAAAAAUUGAGAAUGAAUCCCUUUUCUAAAAAUGCCAAUUAGCUGUAGGCGUCUUUAUAAUCUUGUUUAAAUGUACACUAUAUCUUUUCUUUUUUCUUUUUUUUGGAAAUAAACCAUUUUCAUAAUCUGAACUGGACUUUACAUGUAUAUACUAAUUGUACAUAAAAGGUCUGAAUUUGAAUCAACCCAAGUGUAUUGGGAAACCUGUUUAAAAAUCUCUGAUAUAAAACACUGGCAUCACAAAGGAGUAAUCUGGGGUCAUUUGCAUAGCUAAGUUCCAAAUAAUUAAUAUUGGCUGUACUUGUAUUCCCCGAGAACCAUCCGUAAUACGAUUAUAGAAAUUAUAAUAUGUAGUUCAGACUUAGGAAUUCUGAGGAAAAGGAUACACUGUAUUUGCCCAGGGAGAAAUCAUCAGCAUGAAAGUGUUCAAUGCUGUAAAUGUAAUAUUAAAAGCAAGUAUCACACCGCAUAUGAUAAUGGUGAAAUAUUAAAUAAAACAUUUCAUAUUUUUUAUGAUCCCUGGCCAAGCUGUCUGU
Molecule: messenger RNA, 2427 nt
Organism: Macrobrachium nipponense
Lineage: Eukaryota; Metazoa; Arthropoda; Malacostraca; Decapoda; Palaemonidae
Exons: 12
Coding region: 86-1591 (501 amino acids)
Biological process (GO): male meiosis chromosome separation; spermatogenesis; meiosis I
Source: RefSeq, a predicted model, not a curated record